Messenger RNA from Ricinus communis (castor bean), 2058 nucleotides. Its product is annotated as hexokinase-1. The transcript is spliced from 9 exons. Gene Ontology annotation, molecular function: glucokinase activity; fructokinase activity; ATP binding. The record is from RefSeq and is a predicted model, not a curated record. Gene Ontology annotation, cellular component: mitochondrion; cytosol. The coding region runs from base 199 to 1695 and encodes 498 amino acids. Gene Ontology annotation, biological process: glucose 6-phosphate metabolic process; intracellular glucose homeostasis; glycolytic process. Lineage: Eukaryota; Viridiplantae; Streptophyta; Magnoliopsida; Malpighiales; Euphorbiaceae.
ACGAAACGAAAAUACAUAGCUUUAAUACAGUCCUUCCAAAAAAAAAUAAAAUCUUCUCUAAAGUAAGCUGAAUGCAAUAACGUAUUAAUAAUAAUAUUAAUAAUAAUAUAGCUCCAAAAUAAUUACACUCGUAACAAGCCGCAACUUCUACAAAUUUGCUCCUGAUUACUCAACUUUGCGAGUGAAAAGAGCUUUAGUAUGGGGAAGGUGGCGGUGGGGGCGGCGGCCGUGUGUGCAGCGGCGGUGUGUGCGUCGGCGGCACUAGUGGUGAGGCAUAGGAUGAAGAGCUCAGGAAGGUGGACCAGAGCCAUGGCGAUACUUGGAGAGUUUGAAGAGAAGUGUGGCACCCCUGUCGGAAAAUUAAGACAGGUGGCAGAUGCUAUGACCGUCGAGAUGCAUGCUGGUCUUGCAUCGGAGGGUGGUAGUAAACUUAAGAUGAUCAUUAGCUACGUUGAUAAUCUUCCUACCGGGGAUGAGAAGGGGCUGUUUUAUGCAUUAGACCUUGGUGGCACAAAUUUUCGCGUCUUACGUGUACUUUUGGGAGGGAAAGAAGAUCGUGUUGUCAAACAAGAAUUUGAGGAAGUUUCUAUUCCUCCACACUUGAUGAUUGGAUCUUCAGAUGCAUUAUUCGAUUUUAUUGCGGACGCACUUAAAAAGUUUGUUGCUACAGAAGGUGAAGACUUGCACCCUUUGCCUGGUCAACAAAGGGAACUGGGCUUUACCUUCUCAUUCCCAGUUAGGCAAGCGUCAAUAGCAUCAGGAACUCUUAUAAAAUGGACAAAAGGUUUCUCUAUAGAAGAUACAGUUGGGGAAGAUGUGGUAGGAGAAUUGACAAAAGCCAUGGACAGAGUUGGUCUUGACAUGCGUGUUGCAGCUUUGGUCAAUGAUACAAUUGGAACAUUAGCUGGAGGUAGAUACCACAGCCAGGAUGUUAUUGCUGGAGUAAUCUUGGGCACUGGAACAAAUGCAGCCUAUGUAGAACGGGCACAAGCAAUUCCCAAGUGGCAUGGUCUUCUACCUAAAUCAGAUGAAAUGGUAAUCAAUAUGGAGUGGGGUAACUUCCGAUCAUCACACCUUCCACUUACAGAAUAUGAUGAGGCUCUGGAUAUUGAGUCUCUGAACCCAGGGGAACAGAUUUUCGAGAAGAUCAUUUCUGGUAUGUAUUUGGGAGAGAUUGUACGGAGAGUUCUGUUGAAGAUGGCCGAGGAAGCUAACCUUUUUGGUGAUGUUGUUCCACCAAAACUGGAGAUUCCAUUCAUUCUAAGGACUCCUGUCAUGUCAGCUAUGCAUCAAGAUACAUCUUCAGAUCUGAGAGUCGUUGGAAGCAAACUAAAGGAUAUCUUAGAGAUACCUAAUACCUCUCUGAAAACGAGGAAAGCUAUAGUUAAGCUUUGUGACAUUGUUGCCACUCGUGGUGCCCGCCUCUCUGCAGCCGGAAUAGUAGGCAUACUCAAGAAAUUGGGAAGAGACACAAUAAAGGAAAGGGAAAAGCAUAAGUCAGUAAUAGCAAUGGAUGGAGGGCUUUUUGAGCACUACACUAAGUUUCGUGUAUGCUUGGAGAGCACGAUUGAGGAGUUGCUGGGAAAGGAAGUUUCUGAGAACAUUGUUGUUGAGCACUCAAAUGAUGGCUCAGGCAUCGGAGCAGCUCUGCUGGCAGCUUCCCACUCCCUAUACCGGGAGGUUGCUGAAUACUGAAUACAUAUAGGUAGAUCGAAUGAAAUUUGCAAUUUUGUAAAUUAUUCCUUCCCCCACAUAACAGUUACUACAAUCAUCUAGAGUAGUGGCAUUGCCUUGUUUAUAAGCUAAUGCCAACAAAUUCAUAAUGGGGGUCUUAGAGAGGUUAUAGUUGAGUGAUGGAUAAAAUACCGUCACAAAGUGCCUAGCAAUGGUCCCAAGCUUCGACGCUCAGGCCUGCCAUUUUGAUCCAUUUGCUCCCCUCUUUUUUCAUUGGCAAGAGUUAGCAAAUAAGUGGGGAAUGUAAACUAUUAUUCGAGAUGCUACAUUGGGCAAAAUAUGUUUCUAGUGUCAUGUGAAAAUAAAGAGGAGAAUUUACAGUCA